Meyerozyma guilliermondii ATCC 6260 is the source of this 1215-nucleotide messenger RNA. RefSeq lists its product as uncharacterized. NCBI's taxonomy places the organism in Eukaryota, Fungi, Ascomycota, Pichiomycetes, Serinales, Debaryomycetaceae. The coding region runs from base 1 to 1215 and encodes 404 amino acids. The transcript has a single exon. The record is from RefSeq and is a predicted model, not a curated record.
AUGGAACCAUGGCUUCUCCAUCCUAUACCCUACGGACAAUGGUUUCUCGUGGUCACAGACAACGCCAAACACUUCUACUACAACCAGGAAACAAAUAAAUCGUAUUGGCAGCUCAGCGAUGUGUUUGAAGAUACUACCAUCAGCAAAGACGAGUUCUUGAAAUGUUUGAAUUUUGAUCAAGUGGCAGUCCUUAUGGCCAAGAUUCGGGGAUUGAAGGUGGAUGAUGGACCCAAGGCAAAUAAAUCAAGAGCAGUUAACAAAAGUCCAGAAACGAAUCUCCCCAGCCAAGGUGAAAAUCACAACGAAAGUGUCAACGAAGAAGUCAUUACUCAAAGCAACAAGGAAAGUGACAACGAGAGCAACGAGGACUGGGAAUCUGGGUCUUCAAGCUCUCAAAAUGACCAAGAAUCCACAGAAGCAUUGGUACGUGGUUUUCUUCAAGAAGAAGGAAUAGCUGCAAAACCAAGCUUAUUGGAGGGUUACGGUUCUGAAGACGACUCUGACUCUGACUCUGAAGAGCUGGAUACACUAGAUCUUGACCUCAAUUUGCCCGUGGCUGACCGUGAACAGUUCCUUGAAAUGCUCUCUUCGCUUGGUGAUAAAAUCGAUAAGAUGGACCCGUGGUUUCUUGUCAAAGAGGAACUUGCUGGAGACUUUGCUCAAGACAGUCGUUACUUUUCAGUUACGGAUGAGAACCAAAGAGAACAACUUUAUAAUGAAUGGGUACAAGAAAAUGUAUCUGAGAAUGAACCUACUGAGGAUAGUUCAUAUCCUUCACAAGCCCAGUCUUUUUUCAGCCUUCUACUGCAGCACAAGAAGGCAAUCAAGAAACUACAUUACCAGGAGUUUCUACUGGAACAUCCCGAGUUGACAGAUUUGCACCUACCGUCCAAAUUAAUGGAGUCACUUUUCCGCCAAUUCAAAGUCAUGUUACUGGACCAAGAAGAGUACGAAAGAACCACAAAAAAGAAGCCAGAAUAUGACCCAGCAACUAAUCUCAAGCGGGAAAGGUUACUACGCUUUUUGCAGGAUUCCAAAUUCGAACCAGCGGCCAUCAAUCUACAAGAUAUUACUGGCACCACUGAUUUUGAAAAAUGGAUAUCGCUAUGCAAACUUGCAAAUAUACCAGAACGAAUCUACGACAGCCCAUACAACUUUGUGGUGGGCGACGAAAAGAGGUGGGAGGUGUAUCAACUGUGGAUAUUGGAGCAAUAG